AUGAAUGGAGUUUUAACCAUGACAAUGAUGACGUUUUCUUCCAGUUGUUGUUACACCAUCAGUAUUUCCGGGCGUCGUCGGGUCAAAUGAGGGAUUUUUUUUUUAUAUAAAAAGAGCAAGCACAAAAAAAAAUUUUUAUGUAUUUCCACCUCUUUCUUCUUUUUCUUAUUCUUUAACCCUGUUUUUCUUUACGCUAUAUAUAAUUUUUUUAUGAAUCUUUUUAAUGACACUUGUUGCGAUUUCUUAUAACCCACCUACGAACAGUAGUAAAUGGAGAAAAGGGUUAGCUUUACUAGCAUCAAAAUUACAACAUCACAAAGACAAGUCACCCACUACCCGAGCAGCUGCCACGGAAAAGGUGCUUCGUCACAACUCAAAUACGGUGAUCAAAUGUGAGGAUCUUACGGCCAAGGAAUUUGCUCAAAUGGCGGGCAUCAAACUUAAGGAAGAGGAUGUUUUGGAAGAGGAUGUUUAUUUGACAACAAAAUCAACAACAACAUUAAACAAUCAUCAAAUGACAUCAAUUUCCACCACACUCUCAACCAAAAGUUGUCACCAGAUUUGGGAUUCCGACUUUUGGCAAUCCAAUGAGCCUGUGAAGAAGAAGAAGGUCACCCCCAAGAAAUCCACACUGGGUGUUCACACCAAAAGAAAUAACAAUAAUAACAAUAAUAACAACAAUAAUAUUAAUAAUGAUACCCUAUUUAUAUCACAGCUUCGUUCUUCCUCUUCCACCAUUAAUUCCGUCCAAAAGGGCAGAUUUAAAAUCGUUGUAGGACAAGAUGAUUGUGAGCCUGUAAACCAAUAUAACCAUGUAGUACUCGAGUGGAAACGAAAGAGAUCUGAUUCAUCCACCACAAAUAUUACCAAAAAAUAGCUUCUCCCCCUUCCCUUUCCCUACCUUUCCCUACUAUAUACUUUCCUUUAUAUCUAUGCCCAUCAUCAUCUCUAUUUAACUUGUAAGCCUUUUUUUUUUCCUCCCUUACUCACACACAAAAAAAACACGUUUUUAAACAAUCACGUUGUACAUAAUCACUCAUAAAAAAAAAUUUAUAUAUACAUAAUAAAUUAAAUUUAACCAGUCCUA
This is a messenger RNA of Mucor mucedo, 1087 nucleotides long. RefSeq lists its product as uncharacterized. Bases 224 to 877 code for a protein of 217 amino acids. NCBI's taxonomy places the organism in Eukaryota, Fungi, Mucoromycota, Mucoromycetes, Mucorales, Mucoraceae. The record is from RefSeq and is a predicted model, not a curated record. The transcript has a single exon.